GUGAAAUCCUUAGUACGCUGCUAGCAAUUGUUGCGCCAAGAACGCUUAAGAGUUAUUCUACAAAAAAAAGUGAAAUUCGUUAGUUAUUGGGCUUCAGUGAGAAUCUAUCGAAACAUUUAUUGAGCAAAUAUGGACACUUUAUACAUCGGUAACCGAAUAUUUGUCAAUUCGGAACAGUAUCCGGAUUUUUUUGCUGGAGGAAUUUUGGUGUCCGGCGUUGAUGGAAAAGUGACGUUGAUUCUGGAGUCGCCAAAAGACGUGGAUCAAUAUCUGGAGUACAAUGAAGCUGAGGUAUACGAUUUCGGUGACCUGGUCGUGAUGCCGGGCCUGAUCGACUCGCACGUUCACAUCAACGAACCGGGCCGGACGGAGUGGGAGGGUUUCCACACGGCCACCAAGGCGGCUGCGGCCGGCGGUUUCACCACGAUCUGCGACAUGCCGCUGAAUUCGAUCCCGCCGACGACCACCAUGGCCAAUCUGCGCACCAAGAUCAACGCCGCCCGUGGGAAGAUCUUUGUGGACGUGGCUUUUUGGGGAGGUGUUGUUCCUGGUAAUAGCCACGAGCUGUGCGAUAUGAUACAGGCCGGAGUCGUCGGAUUCAAGUGUUUUUUGUGUCCGAGUGGGGUGGACGAGUUCCAGCACGUUGGGGAUGAGGAUCUACACAAAGCUCUGCAGACGAUGGAAGGAUCCGGAUCGGUGCUGGCAUUCCACGCCGAGGUCGAGUGCAACUCGCACAACCACAGCCACUCCCGCGAGGACAACCCAAAACAGUACCAGACAUUCCUCCAGGCUCGUCCGGAUCAGAUGGAAGCCGAUGCCAUCAAGUUGGUUUCACGCCUGUCCCAGCAGUAUGACGUCCCGUGUCACAUCGUCCACCUCUCUUCGGCACGAGCCCUGCCCACAAUCCGAGAAGCCCGUUCCAACGGAGCUCAGUUAACGGUGGAAACGUGCCACCAUUAUCUGUCGAUCGCCGCCGAAGAGAUUCCCGAUGCCCACACCGAGUACAAGUGUUGUCCACCGAUUCGCGCCAAAAGCAACCAGGAACUCCUGUGGCAAGCGGUCUGCGACGGGGACAUCGACAUGGUUGUGUCCGACCAUUCGCCCAGCACUCCCGGUAUGAAGCUGCUGACGUCCGGUAAGGAUCGUGGCAACUUCCUCAAAGCCUGGGGCGGCAUUUCAUCGGUUCAGUUUGGGCUGCCGCUGUUCUGGACCAACUGCCAGCGGUACGGUUUGGAAAUUCCAGAUGUGGUGAGGCUACUCUGCACGGAACCGGCCAAGAUGUGCGGGCUGGAUCUGGUCAAGGGACGGCUGGAGAUCGGAUACGAUGGAGAUGUUUGCGUGUGGGAUCCGGAGGGUACUUUUACGGUGACAAGCGAUAUCAUCGAGUUCCAGAAUAAGGCCAAUCCGUACAUGGAUCGGAAGUUGCAUGGGGUGGUUCACGCGAGUUUCAUCCGCGGCUCGCCGGUUUACAGGCAGGAGGAGAAGUUCGGACAGCCGCUGGGCAAUAUUCUGAUGAAGAAGGGCAGCAGGAGGGCGGGGAAGGUUGAGAAGUGAUCGGUUGAUGGGAGCUCGCGAGUAUGUUGAUUGUAAAUUUUGUACAAAGUCUGAUAGGAUUAAAAGUAUUUUAGAUUGUAUGAUAGUAGAUUUUUAAGAGAUUUUUCGAUGAAUAAAUUCAUUGUUUUAAUAAGAA
Messenger RNA from Aedes aegypti (yellow fever mosquito), 1690 nucleotides. RefSeq names its product allantoinase. The transcript has 3 exons. Gene Ontology annotation, molecular function: zinc ion binding; cobalt ion binding; allantoinase activity. Lineage: Eukaryota; Metazoa; Arthropoda; Insecta; Diptera; Culicidae. Gene Ontology annotation, biological process: allantoin catabolic process; purine nucleobase catabolic process. The record is from RefSeq and is a predicted model, not a curated record. Gene Ontology annotation, cellular component: cytoplasm. Bases 130 to 1554 code for a protein of 474 amino acids.